Molecule: messenger RNA, 1806 nt
Organism: Anolis carolinensis (green anole)
Lineage: Eukaryota; Metazoa; Chordata; Lepidosauria; Squamata; Anolidae
Product: veficolin-1
Exons: 8
Coding region: 792-1781 (329 amino acids)
Biological process (GO): complement activation, lectin pathway
Molecular function (GO): signaling receptor binding; antigen binding; carbohydrate derivative binding
Source: RefSeq, a predicted model, not a curated record
AUAGAUUGGGUGCGCAUCUUUCAUGAGUGGCACUUUUACAUCUCAAAGUGAGGGAGAGAUCCACAAGAGUUUACGUUUGCCAGAAUGACAGCAUGAAGAUAUUUCUGCAAAAAUUACUGAAGCCCUGACUGAUUUUUUUUUAUGUUCUGUAUAAAGAUUUCAACUGUUUAUGUAGUCUGCUUAAUGUUAAAGAGAAUGCCUAUAUCCUUUCUGAAUUCAGCUGUGUGGUCUCAUUCGGCAGUUAGACACAAAUAACAGUUAUUAGCUACGACAACAGGGUGUAAUAACAUUAACAACGGACUAUAUAAUACAGUAUAGUUCAACUCACUCAUCAUUAUUACCCAGGCAACCAAGAGAUAGACAGUAAAGCGAAUAAGAGUGAAAACGACAUGUGGGCACCAAGAGGGAGCACUUCUCUCUACUAUUGCACUGAGGCAAAGCAAAGGAAACCUUUAUGACUAAGCAAAGGGAUCAAAACUCAAAGAUGCAUGCUGUUCAACAAGAGGAAAUACUUCCUCAAUAAAGGAGUUACACAAUUCAGGGACUUCCAAUGUUCACUGUAGAAAGGGAACAUAUAUUUCAAUAACAUAAUGUCAGGAAUGCCAGCUGUUACGACAGCUUCCAUUUCAAAACAGGUUUUCAGCCCAACCCCCCCUCAACCAAGAAAUAUUACCACUUCCUCAUGCCAUUAUUUGCAGAACUAUUUGCUCUCUAUAAAAGGAGUAUUAGGGCAUUUGUUCAGAAGGUUCAGAAGGUCCAGGAAGGUGGCCAGGUCAGUUCUAUGAGGCAAGAUGGCUGGCUGGCUGGGCUUUCAUCUGGCUGUGAUCUGCUUUGCUGUCAUGUCUAUGGAGAGAGGAAGCUUUGGAGAAGAGACUGAAGCCAGCUGCUGUGCACAGCUGAAGAGCUUAUCACAGUGUGGAACGGACAAGGUCUUUUUCCAAGGCCAGGCAGGCAUCCCAGGAAUUCCCGGCAUCCCAGGAACAAAUGGGUUGCCUGGGACGAAGGGAGACCCCGGCCCCCAGGGCCCCCCAGGUGAGAGAAGCUCUGCUGGGGCACCUGGGAAAGCUGGACCCAAGGGAGAGAAAGGAGAGCAAGGAGAGGCAUGCACAAUUGCCAGCUGUCAGCAUCAAGAGACAGGAGCCAAAGACUGCAAAGAGCUUCUGGAGCGUGGAGAGACACUGAGUGGUUGGUAUACAAUCUACCCUGCCACGGGGAAAACAAUGAGUGUCUUCUGUGAUAUGGAGACUGAUGGAGGAGGCUGGCUGGUUUUCCAGAGGAGACAGGAUGGAUCAGUGGAUUUCUACCGUGACUGGAAAUCUUACAAAAAUGGGUUUGGAAACCAAGCAUCAGAAUUUUGGUUGGGAAAUGAUAACAUCCAUCUUCUCACAAGUUCAGGAACACAGCAGCUGCGGAUUGAUGUGAAGGACUUCAGUAACAUUAAAACUUAUGCAACAUACAGUAGUUUCAAAAUCUCAAGCGAGAAAGAAAAUUAUACACUUUCAGUGGCCUCUUAUAUGGAUGGCAAUAUGGGUGAUUCAUUUUCUGGACACAGGGGCUUUGCAUUCUCCACACGAGACAAGGACAAUGAUAUACAUGAAUCAGGAAGCUGUGCUGUGAUGUAUAAGGGAGGCUGGUGGUAUGGUGUUUGCCACUCUUCCAACCUGAAUGGCCUGUACCACAGAGGGGAACACACCUCUUAUGCUGAUGGCAUCAACUGGGCUACUGGAAAGGGACACCACUAUUCUUAUCAAUAUGUAGACAUGAAAAUUCGACCUCAGUAAAUAAAAUAUCUCUCUCUUCGAACUA